AUGGGUCUCCGUCGCAUAAGCAAUGAAUCAAUUUCAUCGAAUAAUUCGUAUGCAUCAAUCAAUGACGCAGAUCCUUUAAAGAAGCACGAUAAGCUCACAAUCACCCGUGUUGCGUCAGAUUCCUCAAUAGAGAGCAACCAAUUGAAAAAGAAUCCUUUUUUAGACCCACAAGUAGAAGAAUAUUACCGAGAAUUAUACACCAGAUCCGGGUAUGAAAGUUAUUCAGCUUUUGACCCGACUUUUGAAUGGACUGAGGAAGAAGAGAAGAAGGUGAUUAGGAAGUUAAAUUGGAGAGUGGCAUUCACUGCAUGCCUUUUAUUUGUGAGUUUGCAAGUUGAUCGAGGCAAUUUGAGUCAAGCAGUUUCAGACAACUUUUUGGACGACUUGGGAUUAAACACCAAUGAUUUCAACACCGGAAACACGAUUUUUACAUGCAGUUUCUUGGCGGCUGAAGUACCAUCACAGUUGAUUUCGAAAGCAUUGGGACCCGAUAUUUUUAUCCCGAUGCAGAUUUGUGCUUGGAGUAUAGUUGCAAUGUCGCAGGCGGCAUUGACCAACAAAGCUGGAUUUUAUGUCACUCGUUGUUUGAUCGGUGCUUUGGAAGGUGGAUUCAUUGCCGACUUGGUAUUAUGGUUGAGUUACUUCUUUACCAGUAAGGAGUUACCUAUUCGAUUAUCGUGGUUCUGGACAACAUUAUCUAUAGUCGGGGUGGCUACGUCGUUGUUGGCGUUUGGAAUCUUACGAUUACACACAUGGGGAUGGCAUGGAUGGCAAUUCCUCUUCUUGAUUGAAGGUGGCUUCACUUUACUUAUUGGUAUAGCAUCUUGGUUUUUAAUGGUACCUAGUGCUGUUCAGACAAAACGAUGGUGGAAUCCCAAAGGUUGGUUCACAGACAGAGAGGAGAAAAUCGUGGUUAACCGUAUUCUUAGAGAUGAUCCUACCAAAGGAUCGAUGAACAACCGUCAAGCUAUAGGUCCAAGAAAUUUGUUUCACUGUCUUAUUGACUACGAUAUGUGGCCGCUUUAUGUUAUCGGUAUUGUUGCUUAUAUUGGCCUGGGCACAUUGGGAACAUACUUUACAUUGACAAAUAGACAGUUGGGGUUUUCUGUGUUUGAUACAAAUUUGUUGACGAUCCCAUCAACUGUUAUUCACAUCAUUUUUCUUUUACUGAUUUCGUGGUUUUCAGAGAGAGUGGGGGAAAGGUCAUUGGUGUGUUUGAUUGCACCGCUUUAUGCUACUCCUUUAAUGGGUGUCAUCAGGUGGUGGUCAGGCUCAGGGAAGGACAUAUGGGCAACGUGGGUGUUGAAUACAUUGUACUUAGGACAGCCUUACAUUCAUGCCAUUGUUGUUGCUUGGGUGUCAAGAAACUCCAAUUCAGUCAGAAACAGGUCAAUUUGUUCUGCUUUAUACAAUAUGUUUGUUCAAUUGGGUGGCAUUAUUUCCAACAACAUCUAUCGCGAAGACGAUAGGCCAAUGUACAAAAGAGGAAACAUGCAAUUAUUUGUCAUCAACUUGAUACUUAUUCCCAUUUUGUUGUUAGUGAAGCUAUACUACAUCUGGAGAAACAAGAGCAAGGAAAAGGUUUGGAAUGCAAUGAGCGAAGAUGAAAGAAGAGCUUAUAGAGAGACAACAACCGAUGAAGCCAACAAGAGGUUAGAUUUCAGAUUUGAGCAUUAA
Messenger RNA from Lodderomyces parapsilosis, 1677 nucleotides. RefSeq lists its product as uncharacterized. The record is from RefSeq and is a predicted model, not a curated record. Gene Ontology annotation, cellular component: membrane. The coding region runs from base 1 to 1677 and encodes 558 amino acids. The transcript has a single exon. Lineage: Eukaryota; Fungi; Ascomycota; Pichiomycetes; Serinales; Debaryomycetaceae. Gene Ontology annotation, biological process: transmembrane transport. Gene Ontology annotation, molecular function: transmembrane transporter activity.